AUGGACGGCUACGUUCGGCGUGAAUGGGCUCCCCUGGAGCUGCUCGACGACGAGCCUGUCGGAGAAUGCAGCGACGCCGAGGUGGACGAGGAGGAGCUGAACGACUUCCUAAUGGGAGACGCGCUUUCGGGCGCGGAACCCAGACAGAAGCGUCGGCAAUCCUUCGCCGACAGGUACCUGCGCAAGCUGAUGCGGAAGAAGCAGCGAGCUGGCAAACGCAUGGUUCCGAAGACUAUCGCAAUACAGAGAAAGAGACGGAGGCGAAGGACGGCAGCACAUGCCUCCAAACUGUCGCCGCAACUGGAGAAACUCAUGCAGGAUGCGACGACACAGUACCUCUGCGGCAACUUCGACGAGGCAGUCAAGCUGCUCAAGGAGCUAGUCAGGCGCGCGCCGGGGCUCCACGACCCGUUCCACAUGCUGGGUCUGAUAUACCAGGAGGAAUACAAAGAUCCAGUGACCGCCACGGGGUACUACCUGCUGGCGGCACACCUCGUGCAGACGGACCUCGAACUCUGGCGCCGCAUCGGCGAAAUGUCGCAGCAAAUCGGAAACAUCGAUCAGGCCAUAUACUGCUUCAAGAAGUGCCUCAAAACAAGCGAGGGAGAGCUGAACGAGGAGGCAAAUUUCUCCCUGGCCAUGUGCUACCUGGAAAAGAACGACCAUCAAAACGCGAUAAAACGGCUGCUAGUACUGUUCCAAAUACAUCCUGAUGAUGCGCUGCUGUUAAACGAGCUCACGAAGUCGCUCAUGGCUGUGGGAGACAAGGAAACGCUGCUGGGGGUGCUGAUGACAUUUUACGGCACCACUGCGAACAUUGACGUGGCAACGAGCGCGUGCCAGCUGCAGAUUAACCUGAAGAUGUAUGCGGAAUGCGUCGAAUUCAUUACUACGGCAAUGGAGGCGUUGGAAAUGGACAUUCUUAACGCACCGAUGGACAUGCUGGUGUCGUACGCCAUCGCGGCCGUGCACUGCGACAACUUCCCCCUAAAGGAGUUGAACGCGAUAUGGACAGCGGAGGGCGUAUCCGCACAUCGAUAUUACGCAGUGGCACAUGCCCUUUCGAAUAAGUGCCAAGAAACGGCCCUCAGGUGGUUCAAGAAGGGGUACAACGCCGAUGACCCGGAGACCGUCAACGCCAUGCUGCCUGAGCAUGCGAUACAGAUGGCGAGGGCGCUGGUGAUGGUGGACAAGGACCAUGAUACUGCCGUGCGAAUUUUGCAGACGAUACUGGCGCGCGAACCCACAAACUCGCAGGUUAUCAUACUGCUGGCUGACAUCUUAGGGGACGCCGGGAAACACUCCAAGGCCGACGAGCUGCUCGCGAGACUGACGACUACCGACCUGGAUAGACUUAAAAUGAUACAAAAGCCUAUCGACGCGGAGGAACGCAUAUCUGAGAUCACCUACCUCACGAAAGCUGCACAAACGCUCGUGCCGGAGUGUUUUACUCUCGUCCCGCUCAGACCGCUUCCGUGUUUGUUGUGGGCCAAUGACGGGAUGCGACAGUCCCCUGGGUUUGCGGCUAUCUUGGAGGAAGUCCACUGCUGGAUCGAUCGCUUCGUAAGAGUAGUCAGCGACUGCGAGCUAGACACGGAGCGCACGUACCAAAAGUUAAGCAAGGACAGGAUGGUCAAAUCGUACGCCGAAGAAGCCGGUGGCCUGGAUUAUGUGGACACGCGCAAGGAAGUCGGGAAAAACUACUCGUUCCUCAAGACCAAAAAGGACCUUGGGCUGCAGUCGGUGGAGGACAUCCUAGGAUGGCGCGGGUACGAGGAUCUGCUGAUGAGUGCAUCCUCGCUCAUGGCAACAGCGGGACGUGCCCGAGAGGGGGAAAAGAUACAAAUCGAACGCGGACAUCACGGAGCGAAAACAGCUCCUGACGACCGUGGAGGAGCUCUCAUACCGUACGUGUAUACGCAGCUACGACAACAUCCUGCAGAUCUCAGCUGUUUCGGCGGAAUCUACAAGGUCGCGCUGGUACACGCGCGAGGCGAGCUUGCCAAAAAGGGCAGCCUCAGGAGAUACGGCAUGCUGCUGGCCACCGGCGACCUUGCCAAGGCUGCACUGGAGCCGCUGUCAUCGUCGUCCGAAAAGGAUUCGCUGCUAGAAAACAGGUCCUGGAUUGCCAGACAGCUGUUGCAAAAACCGGCCAACUACGAGCUGCUCAUGUUGGCGGGGCACUACUGCACCAUGUCGGGCAAGUGGCUCUUCGCCAUCGAGGAGUACAAAAGGGCGCUGAUACAGAAGCCGAAGGACUCCCUCGCAGCGCUGUGUCUCGCCACCUGCUACUUCAACUCGCUCGGGAGCAAAACCAUGGAGUGCAUCCGUACCAUUAGGGAUGCUGAGGAGACGUUCGCAGGCGUCGAAAGUGACGUCAUGAUCGAGUGCCCGUGCGUCAUAUGCUACAUGAGCCGCAAAAGCAACCAAGGCUUCCCGCACACAACGAGCGAAAUGUCUGGUGUAAACUUCGUCUGGAAUCACGAAAGGAAGCAGAUUCUGCGGCGACAGGCGAGGGCGCUGCGCUCCCGCGCCCUGGUAGCCCAGGCCGAGGAGGCCCACUACGUCGUCAGCAACCCGAAAACGGCCGCAGAAUGGCCUCCGAGGCACGACCAUGGCGAUCCUCUGACUCUGGAGAAGUGCAGGAAAAUCAUGUACGACCUCAAUGCACUGGAGAUGCACCGAAUGAAAAAUGCACGCAAAUUCAACGUGCCAUCUAUAAACCUGGGUGAUCUCGUAGAAGUCAAAUAUGAGCUAUCGCGAACGCAGCAGACCUUCGCAACCUUCCAAGGGUACUGCGUUGACAUCAGACGACGGGGUCUGAACUCAUCAUUCACCCUGAAAAACGCUUUCGACGGAGUGGGAGUCACCCAAAUGGUGCCUUACUACUCUCCUCGACUUAUGAACGUCAAGGUAGCCCACACAACAGAUGAGCCUAUAUUGCGAAGGUCAUGA
Molecule: messenger RNA, 2955 nt
Organism: Babesia ovata
Lineage: Eukaryota; Apicomplexa; Aconoidasida; Piroplasmida; Babesiidae
Product: ribosomal protein L19
Exons: 9
Coding region: 1-2955 (984 amino acids)
Biological process (GO): transcription by RNA polymerase III; translation
Cellular component (GO): transcription factor TFIIIC complex; ribosome
Molecular function (GO): structural constituent of ribosome; protein binding
Source: RefSeq, a predicted model, not a curated record